AUCUCUGAUUAGCUGCAGGUUAUUAUUCUUUCUUAUUUCAUAUCAUACUUAAUGAAACAAAACAUACACAUAAUUGUACACAUUCACUCACAUUGAAGAUGCAAGAUGAAGAAGGAUACAUGACGUUGAAUGUACAGUCGAAGAAAAAGAGCUCCAUCCAAACAUCUCAGCUUAGAUUUAAAGAUUCUUCAGCAGCGUUGCACUGGUAUAAAAUCCGCCUGGGAAUAUCUGGAGCAGUGAAUGGUAUUCUGGCUUUCACUUUGGUCUCCUUGAUCGUGUUGGUUUCUCAGGGGGUAUUGCUAAAAUGCCCGAGAGGAAACAAUUCAGAUAUCAUCCAGUAUGAUGAUGUUGGAAACCUGAAAGUGAAUAAUGGCACAAGAGGAGAUAUAAGUAAUAAGGACACAGGCCACUGUGUUUCCAGAGCUGCAGACCAGACAGUAGUAUGCCCAUCAGAAUGGCUCAAAUAUCAAGGGAAGUGUUAUUGGUUCUCUGCCGAGAUGAAAACUUGGAAUGACAGUUAUGUGUACUGUUUGGAAAGAAAAUCUCAUCUACUGAUCAUACAGGAUCAACCUGAAAUGGCUUUUAUACAGAGAAACCUGAAACAAUCAAACUAUGUGUGGAUUGGCCUUUACUUUACUUCCAUGAAGAAGCCCUGGACUUGGGUGGAUGGUUCUCCGUUAGAUUCAAAGAUGUUCGUCAUAAAGGGACCAGCUAAAGAAAGCAGUUGUGCUGCCACUAAGGAAAGCAAAAUUUACUCUGAAACCUGCGGCAGUGUUUUCAAAUGGAUUUGCCAGUAUUAGUGUUUAACAAAAUUGAUAGUGAAAUAAUUAAUAAUCACUGUUUUGGGGCUAUGAAGUUCUAAUAUUUGUUAAGCCAGAGCAGAGAGAGAGACACACGAAGAAGCCUCACGUGUAGCAAAAAUGCUGUUUAUUUUGAGCAUCUGGGUGCAGAUGGGUGGAGGCCAAAAGAGUGUCCACCCCGAGGGAGGGGAAAGCCUUGGGUUUUAUUGAAGGUUUCUCUGCAGAGAGUGAGUACCUGGGCCAGAACAGCCACUCUAAUAAUUUUUUUUUAAAAAAUAACCAAUUUCUGGGAUCCCUGCAUCAGUCUAAUCCUGAAGAGAUAAGGGAGGGGGAAGCUUUGUCCUUAUUGGGGCAGGGCGGUAGGAAUACUGGCGUCUGCAGCUGUCUGUAGAUGUACAGCCUCUUAACUCUCCAGACUCCUGCAGCUAUUGUUUUACAAGCCUAAGUUUUCCAUUAACCUCAUUCCCUCCUAUACAUGCUUUUUGGCUUCCCACCUGGAACAAACCUAACAAUAUUAAUCUCCAGGAGAUACAAUUAAACACCAAAAUCUCUUCUCCCUUCUCCCUCUAUAAUCUACACUGGUCCUAACCUCAGAGUAACCCAUGUUAACAAACUAAAGUGUACCCUUCAGUUUUUUUGUGUGAUAAUCCAAUGUGAGCUCAUGUAAUUAUAUUCAGGAUUUUUAUUCAUUUUUUACUUUAUACCAAACAUGACCAUAUUAUGCCUGUUUUAUUGUAUCUUGCUUUUUUUAUUCUCAAUAAUAUCCUAAGCAAAUUAUAUAUAGUUCUAAGGGUUGAUUUAUGGUGUGAAUUUAUAUAUUUAUACAUUGUUGAGCACUAACUUUUUUCCAGGUUUUUGCUACUGUGCACUACGCUGCUAUAAAUAUUCUGAAUAUUUUCUUAAAUAGUAGCACUUUUAUUUCUAUGAUCUAAACCCUAAAUGUAGAAAUUGUGGGUAAAAGUGUUAAAUGUGUUGUUUGUUUUAGAUUUUAUCCAAUUUUUAUAUGUUGCACUUUUUUACCUAAGUUUAGAAACUAACACACUUAUAAGAAGAUAUCAGGUACAGAAAAAAGAACAUACUUUAAUUCUCAAACCUUUUGAGAAUGAGUUGCCACAUCAAUACAUUUCAUUAUAAAAUUUCAAGCAUCAUUGGAUAUGUUUGUGUGUCAAUAAAACCUCCUACAUAACCACAAUACAAUUAGCAAAAUCAGCAUAUUAACACUGACACAGAACUAUCAUCAAAAUUUCAGAUUUCGUUCGAGGUUUUCCAAUUGUCAAAAGAAUGCUCUUUAGAGUAAAAGCCUCUAGCUCAGAAUCAAGGUCUGCAUUUAGUGACUAUUUCUCCUUAGUGUCUUUCAGUUUAGAAAAGUGACUCAGCCUUCCUUGACAUUCAUGUCCUUGACAAUUUUGAAUAGUACAGGUUGGUUAUUUCAUAAAAUGUUCAUUCAACUGUAAUUUGUCUGAUUGUUUCUCAUGGUGAGAUCUAGGUUUUGCCUCCUUAGGAGGCACAGCCAAGAAGGGACACAUGGAGACUUGUUCUCACUGCAGCCUGUCAGGUGGCACUCCAAAAUAUGACUCCUUAGAUUAGAGCAAGAGCGAGACACCAUCUCUACCAAAAAUAGAAAAAAUUAGCUGG
This is a messenger RNA of Microcebus murinus (gray mouse lemur), 2435 nucleotides long. NCBI's taxonomy places the organism in Eukaryota, Metazoa, Chordata, Mammalia, Primates, Cheirogaleidae. The record is from RefSeq and is a predicted model, not a curated record.